Molecule: messenger RNA, 1104 nt
Organism: Trichoderma virens Gv29-8
Lineage: Eukaryota; Fungi; Ascomycota; Sordariomycetes; Hypocreales; Hypocreaceae
Product: glycoside hydrolase family 16 protein
Exons: 2
Coding region: 1-1104 (367 amino acids)
Biological process (GO): carbohydrate metabolic process
Molecular function (GO): hydrolase activity, hydrolyzing O-glycosyl compounds
Source: RefSeq, a predicted model, not a curated record
AUGGUGGCACUCACGUCGUGUCUGGUGGUAGCGGACUGUGAGUGCGGGUUUAUCGCGCCGCGGAAUGGAUAUCUGAAUGACGACUUGUUCUUUACCAAUAUGAUGGAAAGCAAGUUCUUUGAGAUGAAAGACAUUUCGCGGGACGGCACGUGGAGGCGGCAGCAGUACAACGUUUCGGCGAGGGCUGGAAGAGGCGAGUACGGCAAGGCGUUUGCUCCUGACAAUGUUUUCACGAUUGCUGAAGACGGUGAUGCCACGGAGAGUGCUGAUUCGAGCUCAAUUGGUGGUGAUGGGAUUGGGCUGGUGGUGGGCAGCACAGUUAUGAAUGAGGCUAUUCCGGUGGCGGAGCUGGACUCGGCGAGAAAUGACAUGCACUACGGCUCGUAUCGCGCGGGCAUGAAGCUGACGGCCGUCAAUGGCACCUGCGCAGCCUUUUUCUGGUACUUCAAUGACACCCAGGAGAUUGACAUGGAGUUUCUGUCGCGAGAGUUUGACCCCGUGAAGAAGAUCUAUCCCGUCAACCUCGUGAUCCAGUCGGAAGCGUCGCGGAAGGCGGGCUAUGAUGCGUCCAAGACGGGCACCUUCAAGGUGGUCAACCUCACGUUUGAUCCCACGAUUGGAUUCCAUGAGUAUCGCUUCGACUACCUGCCAAGUCGAGUCUUAUUCUACGCCGACAGCAAGCUGCUGGCCGAGAUGAACGGAACGUCGGUGCCUUCUGGUCCUGGCCACAUCAUUCUGCAGCAUUGGAGCAACGGCAAUCCCCUGUGGUCUGGAGGCCCUCCCACGGAAGACGCCGUCCUCACUGUGAGCUACGUCAAGGCAUACUUCAACUCUUCCAACGCAAUUAUUCAAGAAAGCGCGGCUGAAAGCUGUCGAAGGGCACGCGGCGACGGUUCGGAUAGCAGUAACAAUGACAGGGUGUGUACGAUUGCAGACGUGACGGCAGCAAAUGCCAGCACAGGAGGCACCUUUUUCAACACGAGUGAUCCGAAUAAGCCAAGCAGUGGUGGAGGAGACGAUGAGAGCGGCGCAGUUCGUCUAGGCAAGACGGGGCAGACGAUGGCGAGUGUGAUGUUGCUGGUGCUGAUGAUCGCAUGCUUGUGA